This is a messenger RNA of Gadus chalcogrammus (walleye pollock), 3142 nucleotides long. It is a transcript of the gene b4galnt1a, whose product is annotated as beta-1,4-N-acetyl-galactosaminyl transferase 1a. NCBI's taxonomy places the organism in Eukaryota, Metazoa, Chordata, Actinopteri, Gadiformes, Gadidae. Gene Ontology annotation, molecular function: hexosyltransferase activity. Gene Ontology annotation, biological process: ganglioside biosynthetic process. The coding region runs from base 497 to 2092 and encodes 531 amino acids. The transcript is spliced from 11 exons. Gene Ontology annotation, cellular component: Golgi membrane. The record is from RefSeq and is a predicted model, not a curated record.
UGCAUUUGACGUUUCAGAUUCUUCAGUUCAAUUCAUUUUACAUUUCUGCAUUUUUAGCAAUGCUUUGCGCUUUUCAUUCAGCGAUGACUUUAUUUUUUCCCCCCAACCAUUUACUAUUUCUUAAAUGGUGUGUAUGUUUAGUCAAUUUAGACUUUUGAACUUUUGUUCAAAUCCCUUCACUUGAUUUAAGCCAUUUAAGGUUUCUUUAUGUCUUAAUCGAUGUGGUUUUUAUUGGAAAAUAUUUUCAACCUCGCUUUGUACUACAGCAAUGACGGGUUUGCGGACGGUAGUUUCCACCAACAACUCAUAUCAGGAAAUGUGACUCAAACCUGUGUGAGUUGCGCACAGUAUAGGAAAUACCUUGGGCGUCACGUUUUGUCUCCACUUUUCCAGGAAUCAGAAAAGCACAAAUUAGGGCCGCAGAACAGAAAGGACUUCUAUAGGUGCAGGCCUCCGAUUUUACGCUUGGGCCAACUGCUUUGUAAGCGCGUCAGAGAUGCGGGCCAUCUCUAAGAAAGGUUUGGUCCUGGUCAUGAUCAGUGGUUUUCUGCUACUGAGCCUAAUUUACCUGUGGUUCCCGGUCAAGAAACAAAGCGUGGAUAUCGGUCUGACACAGAGAGGCCACAUAGAGAAGCUACUGAAGAAGAAGAAUAAGGACACCUUAAGCUCUUAUCACGACGUCCCCUACGUUUUAAAAGAGUCUGUGUCACGUCAGUUGGCGUACGGUACGUGUGAAUGCCGAGGUGAUGAGAAUAAAAUCAACCUGCCAUUACCACGUAUCCUGUUCCCUAGAGUGUGGGCAAACAAUCUCAACCAUGCAUACCUUGAGUCCGACCCUGACCCAGGGGGGGUGAUAGGACGCAGGGACAAGGAGUACAGUGCCUUCCAGAGAAGGUCCUACUCUCCAGCAGACCUUCUCAUCGUAGCGGAGGCCAACAGUCCACUUCAAUACCCCACCCAGGGAGUGGAGGUGAGGCCCAUGAAGACCAUCAUUAUUCCUGGGUUGGGUCUCAAACAAGAUCCAAGACCUACACAUACGGUGAGCCUGAGUGUGACGAUGGGGACACUGGACGUGGCUGCCACCGUUGUCGGCGUGUCCAUCUCAGGAGGAGGCCAGAACACCAUGGGGCUGUCCAGCUCUGUUCUGUCCCAACUCAACAGGCAGCUGCAGUUUGUCACCUACACCAACACCCUCUUCCACCCCAAGACGGCCGACACAGUUCUGUAUGGUAGUGGAGGGCACAAGGCAGCUUUCACCAUUAAAGUGGGUCAUAGGGCCAUCCCUAAACUUUUCAACUCGGGUACAAAUGAAGGAUACAACAUAAGCGCCCUCGUUACCAUAGCAACCAAGACCUUCCUACGUUAUGAUCAACUUCGAGAUAUGAUCGACAGCGUACGGAAGUACUACCCGACCGUCUUGAUAGUGAUCGCAGACGACAACGAGCAUCCUCAACCGGUGACCGGGCCUCACAUCGACCGAUACAUCAUGCCCUUCGGAAAGGGUUGGUUUGCGGGGAGAAACCUGGCCGUCUCGCAGGUGACCACCAAGUAUGUGCUGUGGGUCGACGAUGACUUCUUGUUCACCGAAAGCACUAAGCUUGAGAAGAUGGUGGACAUCCUGGAGAAGACCACAUUAGACCUGGUAGGAGGUGCGGUAACAGAGGUGACUGGUUACUCUGCGACCUACCAGCACACCUUUUCUGUGGAUGAGGGGGGCUCUGAGGGGGACUGCCUCCACAUCAGACAGGGCCAUUACCACUCCAUACAGGGGUUCCCCAGCUGCGUGGUGGCCGACGCCGUCAUCAACUUUUUUAUGGCGAGGACGGACAAGAUACUUAGGGUUGGGUUCAACCCCCAGCUCUCACGGCGUGGCCACUUAGAGUUCUUUGUGGACGCGCUGGGAUCCCUCCAUGUGGGCUCCUGCAGCGACGUGAAGAUAGGCCACGCGUCGAAGAUCGUCCUUCCCUGGAGCAAGUCAGAGUCUGCGAAGAGCUACGACAGGUUCCGUUACUCCUUCACGAACAGCGAAAGAAGGAUGCAUACUGAGGUGUAUUACUUUAAGAACAGGUUGAAGUGCAUGAGCAGUAACUGACACAUGCCUCAAUGUUGUGGCACUGCCAACUAGGAAUAAAAAAAUGACCGGGGUUGUUUGGUGUUUGGAAGAGGAACCCAGAUUACCUAUGAGCUCAACUCAAGAGAUUUCAAAGAAUGCUUUCUUUCUACUUUCUCUAAGAAUAAUUUUCACCAUAAAUCGAGGACAAGGGCCUUUUCCUAUUUUUCUACGCGAUGAAUAUGCUUCUGGUUACUCAGGGAUAUGUUUUUUUUUAAAAUGCUUAAUAUGACUACUGUUUGCACUAUUUAUAUAAUGUUUAAUUAAACAAAUUAGCAUUUGUCGAUUCAGUCUAUCUUUGUUCCUUAUCUGGUUUCUGUGUACACAAACACACUUUCAACCACCAACCCCCAUAUCUCGGUUCCCUUAUCUAUUUUCCUUCCAUCAAGUCAUGUUUCCACAAGCUAUGGCUUUUUUCUCCAUGAGCCUGAUUUGAAUACAGGACUUGAAGUGCAGACUUCAGCAUCCAACAUCCAUAGUCGGUAAACAAUGUGACUGUGCUCGCUCAGACCUCUCGCUUAUGAUGCUGCAAUGCUAGUUAGAGAAAAUAUCUGUAUCUGGCACGUCAUGCCCUAGGGAGUUGCUAGGCCGGCGCCCAUGAUGCGGAAGCAAAUCUCUCCUUGAUGUUGCGCCAUUGAGCAGGGGCCUCUACGAAUAGUCAAAUGCCUCCUUUCCUUAACCUUUGUGGAAAACGUCAUCGGGUCAAGGAGGGAUGAAAGGUGCUUCCUUUCGAACAUAGGAAAAGACAGCGCUGUGAAUUCGACUCCACUUUUCCCAUUGCGCGACGGUGAGUAUUGCUGACCUCUAGCGUCUCUACGGUGGAACUACAAUUUUCCGAAGUUGGUCUACAACAAGCGCUCUUUUGAUCCAUGCGUUCUUGUCGUGUUGAUUUCAUUCAGGUUGUCGCCAUGCCAACAGUGAGAAUCACUUAGGUCGGACUUGGCCAACGAAAAUAUUUUAGGCCAGUUGAAAACCCAAUUCACAUGUGGAAAAAAAGCUCAAUUUAUGUUGAUGUUGAAAUUAACUGCCCCA